Molecule: messenger RNA, 6447 nt
Organism: Leptopilina boulardi
Lineage: Eukaryota; Metazoa; Arthropoda; Insecta; Hymenoptera; Figitidae
Gene: Wdr81
Product: WD repeat-containing protein 81
Exons: 23
Coding region: 274-6105 (1943 amino acids)
Biological process (GO): aggrephagy
Cellular component (GO): mitochondrion
Molecular function (GO): protein binding; phosphatidylinositol 3-kinase regulator activity
Source: RefSeq, a predicted model, not a curated record
CAGCUGAUUUUGACAGCAAUGAUAACAUUAAAAAGUUAGUUGUGUAAAUUUUUUUCUGAAUCUCAUUCUUCUGUGUUAUCUUUAUUAAAUGAUGUUGAUCAAGAUAUUAUUUAAUUGUUUUUCUAGUCAUCUCUUGAAUUUUCAUCAUAUAUUUUUAGUUGAAUGCAAUAAUGUAAUGAGUAAAGCAUAAUUCUAACCUCUAAGCAUAAAAGUUUUUUUUUUUUUUUUUAUAAAAAUGCUAAUCUCCGUUUUCGGAAAUUGAAUAGAAAUAAUAUGGAAAUGGAAAUUGUAAAAGAAGAAUUAAGAGUACCAAGUGAAUAUUUAAAGUUAACAGAUGGAAGAAUUUGUGCAACUGUACACAGAAGUUGGUUGACCAGUUUGUCAUGUUUAGGUUCUCUCAAUUUUAUAAAGCAUGAACGACUUUCCGCUGAGGAAAUAGCUGCCCAGCCUUCUCUAGAAUUAUUAGGGACCAACUGGCUACAAAUUUAUAUAAAGGUUUAUGAAAAGCAAAAUAAAAAUGCCAUUCCUUUACCAAGGGGUAGACCAUCUGGAAAUUCAAAAGUUCAUACAGAUCUUACAUUUACUCAAGUUUUGCACUACGUAUCAGAUACGAAUUAUCGAAAUUUAUGGAAAGAAGCAUAUAAAAAAUAUUAUAGUCCUUGGACAAAUUUCGAGCAAAAAGAACAAUUAAACAUAAAUUCUAAUACAACAGACGCUCAAGUUAUGCAAGAGAUACUAAGUCGAAUUUACGGUUGUACGAUAGUUCAAAUUAAUAAAGGUAAAAUAGUAUCGAUAAAAUCCGGCUUGGAAACUCAAUCGCACUGUAAUCUAUUACCUGUGCUAUUUGCAAUUGAAACUUCUUCUGCCUUUUUAACGUUACAUGAGCAAACGGCACAAUAUUCUCUUCGAGAAUGUGUUACCUACAGUCCUGCAGCAUUAUCCACGUACUCUGCAAAGCCUCUUUUUCUCGUUUAUCAGCUGCUUCGCUUUUCUAGAGAUCUGCACGACCUGGGCCUAGUCCUGGGUGAAAUCACGCUUAGCGACAUAUUGCUUAUGGAUAAUCUUACUAUACAGGUUUUGCCAAAGUUGAGCGACAAUAUUUAUCUGUGGCCCGAUUCUAGUCCCGUGAAUACUACAGUGACAAGAAGCAAAAGUUUCUCAAAAUAUGAAUUGUCCAAAGAUAUUAAGACAAAUUUUGGCGAAAUAGGAUCUCCCGAUUUUGGUGCUAAUGAAAGUAUUGAAAAGCUUUGCGAACUUUGGAUUCACGGUGUUAUCAGUAAUUUCGAUUAUCUCACAUUUUUAAAUAAUUUAGCUGGUAGAAGAUAUGGUGAUCCUAGUUGUCAUCAUGUAAUGCCAUGGGUAACGGAUUUUUCAUCGCGAUACGGAGGAAAUUGGAGGGAUUUGACAAAAUCUAAAUUUAGAUUAAAUAAAGGAGAUAGACAAUUGGAUUUAACUUUUGAUUCCGAGUCAUCGGAAGUUGGACAUCAUGUAUCUGAUGUUUUGUCGGAGAUCACUUAUUAUGUUUAUCUUUCAAGAAGAUAUUCUAGAUCAGUUUUGUGUAAACAUGUAAGACCACUUUGGGUUCCUGGAGAAUAUCCGGUUUCUAUACAAAGAAUGCAUGACUGGAGUCCAGACGAAUGUAUUCCACAAUUUUUCAAAGAUCCAAAUGUUUUUAAAUCAAUUCAUGAAGAUUUGCCAGAUUUAGGCAUUCCAGCUUGGGCAACAUCUCCCGAAGAUUUUAUCGAAAAACAUCGAGAAGCCUUGGAAAGUUUAUACGUAUCGGAAAGGUUACAUCACUGGAUUGAUUUGACUUUUGGAUACAAACUUUCUGGUUCAGCGGCAAUAAAAUCUAAAAACGUUUGUUUACAAUUGGUGGAUAAUCAUACAAGUUUAACAAAUUCUGGUGUUGUACAAUUAUUCACACAACCUCAUCCACAAAAAAUUGUACCGUCUCCUUAUUGGAGUAAAACUCCGCCCAGGUUACAAGUAACAAAUCCAAAUGGAAAAACUGGUUCUAAAUCUUCUGGUGAGAAAGUGAGUGAAGAUGAGGAUCACAGUUCCGGUAUUGAAGAAGAAGAAAUUCAAGUUACAACUUCAAAUACCACACGUUCUUCUCCCUUGGCCUUGAGUCGAUUACUUAGUAGAUCUCGUGGAUCUUUACUAUCAACUGAAGAUUCCUCUAAAGAUAAAAAUAUCCCUCAAACGAUAUUUCUACCCAAAGAUUAUAAUCCAAUUUCUGCACUCGUUCAAGUUGAAACCAGACAUUCAUUUCUCAAUAAAGUCAGUCAAAAAAUUUAUUCACCUAAAAUGACAACUUCCGAUGGAAAUACAAAUUAUAAACAGGUGGUUGCCUGUCGUAGAAUAAAAGAACAACAAAUUCUUGGCUGUUUAAUUGUUGAAAUAUUUAUGUCGAGUAAAUUUCGUGCAACAUGGAAUAUGGAGAAGAUGUCUUUUGAAAAUCGUCUCACAAUGUGUUUAAAUGCUGUGAAAUCAUCACCAGAAUCAUUACCACGUUGUGUGAAAAAUGCCGUGGCUCUAUUGCUACAAGUAGAUGUUAUACCAAAGAGUUAUAAUGCUGAUUGCAUUGAAUCUAAUGUUCGACUUGAUUUCAGUGAGAAUUCAUUUCGUUAUCCAACUGUAACGCACAUGGGACUACCUCCACCAUCUGCACAUCAAUUUCUUCAACCUGUUCUCUCAGGUGGUCUCUUUCCUUCAUCAAAACAUUUUCAACAUCUCUUUAAUGUCGUUGAAAUGAUUCAGGAAUACAAUCUUUUAGUAAGAAAAUUAAAUUUCGUUACAUAUAGAAGUGAUGAUAAUGAGGCUAUGAAUAAAACAAGAAUUCGUUAUCUUUGUAAAAUAAGUGAAUGUAAAGUAAAAGCAUUAGCAAGAGAAUUAGAUCGACUUCUAGCAAAUACAGGAGUUGCCGCUGAGGCAAAUUUGCAAUUGAUUGUUCCGCAUGUUAAACAAAUAAUGGAGGAACCAUACAGUGCUGUUCUUGCUGCUUGGUAUCUUUUUGAUCCCAUUGCAAGAGCAUUGGGUCCAAAAGAAACAGCGGAAAUAUUUUUAGUACCAAUAAUUAAAUUAUAUGAAAAUGGAUCUGUUAUGGAUACAUUAACUAUGACUGAUAUUCUUCCAACGGGAUUAUUAGCGAAAUUUAAAACAAUGCGUCUUUAUCAUCGUAGUUUUCUUUUGAAACUGAUGGUUAGACUUGGUCUUCGUAGAUUUUUAGAUAAUUUUAUUACACCUUUAGUAGAAGCUGUGGGAGGCUAUCGUGAUCAUUUAAUGGGAUCUUCAAUUUCUAAUAUUCAUAGAUCCGGAAAUUUAAAAACUUGUGACUUGAGUGGUAGCUGUGGAGAUGGAGACGCGAUUUUAUCUCCUCUAGAUGAAGAUUCAUCAGUGGAGUCUGAAAAUAAUGUAGUUGGCAGUUGUGCAAGUGGAAGUCAUGACUAUAUGAGUAGUUCUGCAAAUGAUGAAGUUGAAGAGGUAUUUACAAUGGACGCAGAAGAUCCUAUCUCACCGUCCAUAAGCAAUGUUUCCAAUUAUAAUCCUGAUUUUAAUCUUGAGCUCAAUUUGAAUUUGAAUGAUGAUUUUACCGAUGAUGCAAUUAAAUGUUCUCCAUCGAGUUCCGUUCAAUCGCCGACAAUUCCAAUACCAAAACGAUUGGAUAACAGUGCAAGUAGAUCUGUUAUUGAUUUCAAUAGCAUUAGCUGUAAUGUUGGUAGUAAAACAUCGAGCGAAGAUGUUCCACUUGGUAGUUCGUGUACAGCAAGUAUUCCAGAAGAAGCUUUUACGAGUAAUACUCUUUCGAUAGAGUUUGAAACUUCUCAGACUUCAAGAACUCAAGAGGAAGUUUCGGAAAAAUUACGAAAUGAUAAAGAAGAUGAUACACAAGUUGAACACAGUCACAAAAGACUUUUCCCCGUGGAAUGUACAGUUUCGGAAAUGAGUACAGAAUCUGUUAUUUGGUUAUCUCAUCGUUUAGGACCUGUUCUAACGGCAAGAUAUUUAUCACGAAAUCUUUUGAGAAUGUUGACACUCUGCUAUGCGGGUAGGGAAAAUCUAUCGCCGGUAAUUUUAGAAGAUAGCGUCAGUGCUGAUGAUGGGGAUUGGACUAUUGUUUCGGGUGAUUUAAAUGCUGCGAAAAUUUUGGAGUGUCUUUCUGCAAUUGUGGGAUUGUAUGGAGAACAAAUUGUGAUAUUACAAUAUUUUGCUCACGCCGCUGAACUUUUGCUUCUUUGCAAACGAAAACUAACGCCGAAUUUUGAAGGCGGUUUAGUUUCGUGUCUUUCUCUUGUAAUAAGCAUCACGUCUUGCCUUAGUGACUCCACUUUAAUGGAUACACUACAUGAAACUAUCGUGAAAUCUAUUUUGCAUCCUAGUAUAAGAAUUCUUUCGACAACAAGAUUUACAUUUCCAAAUGGAACAAUUGCUCGUGCAACGUUAGCUGAAAAAUAUUUGCAAGCACUUUAUAUUCUUAGCGUACGUUUGGGAGUAACUAUGACAAAAACUCACUUGGCUGUUUCAAUUCAAAGAUUUUUUUUAACUUUUGAUAAAGUUUUCUACGUUGUGAAUAAUACGGCAAAAAUUGUGAGUCAAGUGUUAGCUAGUGAUGAAGAUACGAGAACUGAUACUUUGCAUCAUGUCCAAUCAACGGAAAGUGCUGUGAUGGACUUAGCGGAUUCUUUUUCACCACCAAUUUUAGAAGGAGAAGAAGGUUUCGAUCCACUGAGAAAUAAAGCAUUUGAAGAAUUAAAAAAUGUCUUCACUGCAGAUUUAGCGCACAAAGCCUACGUUUUGUUUUAUCGUUUCUUUGGAGAUGGAUUUUUGGAACAAAUGCUCAAAAAUAAUCAAUUAAUUCGAAUUCUUUGCCAAGAUUAUGAGCAAACAAUGAGAUUGACAUCUCCUGUAUCAGAAGAUACUUUGAACGAUGUAUUCCUGAUUGAAAAUGAAGCUUCCGACAAUCAAGAACUUUUUGAAAAGGAAACUGGUUUUGGAAAUAUAGCAGUAAUUGGAAAUCGUAUCGAAGUGCAGAGAGAUAACUUGUCACCACCAUCGCAAACAAUUUCCGAAGGGGGAAAUUUAUCACGAGAAUCAAGUUCUUUGUAUCUUGGACGACAACUACGAGGAAAUUGGCUUGCUUAUUGGGAACAUGAAAUUGGCAGACCAGAUAAGGAUACGACUUUAAAUAUAAAACAAAUUAAACUUCAGAGUUUUAAUGGUCACACAAGUAGUAUUAGAUCCACUUAUGUUUUGGACAAUGAAAAUAGUUUUAUGAGUGCAUCUAGGGAUAAAACUGUGAAACUUUGGAGCUUGAGAAGUCAGGGUGAUGGAAGUACAAUUUCCUCUUGUCAAUACACGUACACAGGACAUAAAAAAUCAAUUUUAGGUUUAAUAUUUCUUGAAUCAUUGCGAUACGCUAUCAGUUGUGAUGGCAAUAUUCAUUGUUGGGAUCCUUUUAUGGGUUCGUUGUUAGGAUGUCCUGAAAGUCCACGUCCAGUACCUGUUAAUACUCUAGUAGCAAAUCCUGCUCCAUCGACAACUAUUCUUGUCGCCACGACUGAAAUCACAUUAAGAGUUAUUGACUGUAGAUCUUUUCAAUAUGUUAAUGAAAUGAAAGUAUCAAUGAAUCCUGCGGGUUUAAUUCGAUGCAUCGCUGUUGCUCCAAGUGGAAACUGGGUGGCUUUAGGCCAAGCUUCCGGUUAUCUUACUAUUUUAGACAUACGCACAGGUCUUAUAAUUGCUUCCUGGAAGGGUCACGAUUGUGAAGUUUUACAAUUGCAAGUUCUAAACGAAACAACGUUAAUUAGUUCUUCAUUGGAUCAAACCAUUGCUGUCUGGAGUGCAAUUGAUGGAAAGCUAAAGUUUCACAUGAAAGGUGUUACAGAACCAGUUCAUUGUCUUUCUGUUUAUGAACAGCAACUCGUGACAGGAACGACAGCAAAUCGUAUCGGUGUUCAUUCAUCUGUAGACGUAACUGCACCUUAUUCGUCUUCUAAAUUGAGAUCAGAUGCAUUUAAAGGUAUUAUGACAUCUCUUACUGUUCUACCUCUUAACAGACUAUUACUUUUAGGUGCCGAUAAUGGCAUUAUUACUCUACUUUGCUAAACUGUUUUACGCAAAGUAAAAAUAGAAAUUGUAGUGAAAAUUUAUAAUUAUUUGUACAUAAAAAUAAUAGUUUAUAAAAUUAAUUUGUAUAGAAUAAGUAAACACUUUUUUUUAGUGUUUAUAAAAUAAUUGUACAUAUUAAAUUAAUAUAGGCAUAAUAUGAAAGUAGUAGAUAAAAUUGUAAAAAUAGAAAAUUGAUCAUUAUGAAGAAGUGUAAAAUUUUUUUUUGGAAUUUUACAAAAGAAAAGACUAUUAAAUCUUCAUAGAUAAUAUUUUAAGAAAUUAGAAUAGAUCUUCACGUGGUCAUUGAAGAUUUUUUCUUUUUUUUAUAAAUGUACAGUU